CCUCUAGUUUGUACUUGAAGGAAACUAGGGAUGUCUGUUGGAACUUUGUUCUUUGGUUGACGGAAGGAAGUGGUGGUCUAUUUUGUGAGUUGAGUGACUGCAGGUGUUCUUUGGACCAGACACUUCCUUACCACGCGGUAACCACCAGAAUGCAGAAGCCAGCAAAGGAGCCGAUUCCUUCCGUGCAGGUGUUCGGUAGAAAGAAAAGUGCAACUGCUGUUGCAUAUUGUAAAAGAGGAAAUGGAAACUUGAGAGUAAAUGGCAGGCCAUUGGAGAUGGUAGAGCCUCGUGUGCUGCAAUAUAAACUUCAGGAACCAGUACUGCUGUUAGGAAAGGAGCGUUUUUCCGGAGUUGAUAUCAGAGUUCGUGUAAACGGAGGUGGCCAUGUUGCACAGAUUUAUGCUAUUCGUCAAGCCAUUUCAAAAGCUCUUGUUUCUUACUACCAGAAAUAUGUAGACGAGGCGUCUAAGAAAGAGAUAAAGGAUAUUUUGAUCCAGUAUGACAGAACUCUCUUGGUAGCUGACCCGAGGCGUUGCGAGCCCAAGAAGUUCGGUGGACCAGGUGCCCGUGCAAGAUACCAGAAAUCAUACCGUUAAAGUGUAUAUUCUCUUAUUAAUAAACAUUCUUUGAAAACA
This is a messenger RNA of Schistocerca gregaria, 635 nucleotides long. RefSeq names its product 40S ribosomal protein S16 (gene RpS16). NCBI's taxonomy places the organism in Eukaryota, Metazoa, Arthropoda, Insecta, Orthoptera, Acrididae. Gene Ontology annotation, molecular function: RNA binding; structural constituent of ribosome. The record is from RefSeq and is a predicted model, not a curated record. Gene Ontology annotation, biological process: translation; maturation of SSU-rRNA from tricistronic rRNA transcript (SSU-rRNA, 5.8S rRNA, LSU-rRNA). Gene Ontology annotation, cellular component: ribosome; cytosolic small ribosomal subunit. Bases 150 to 596 code for a protein of 148 amino acids. The transcript has 6 exons.